Protopolystoma xenopodis is the source of this 327-nucleotide messenger RNA. NCBI's taxonomy places the organism in Eukaryota, Metazoa, Platyhelminthes, Monogenea, Polystomatidea, Polystomatidae. The record is from the annotation of a GenBank genome assembly.
AUGUCCCUUUAUUUAAUCUAUCUUGUCUGCCUUAGGGAUGAAGCAGAUCCUUCCAACGACUGGGUCAGUUCUGAGGCAGGUAAACAAUUCAGUCAGGCAAUCGACCUCCGAUUGACGGUGGGCGAGGCUCUUGCCUGCCUUGUUUAUCGUGCACCGGAUCAGAUGAAGAAAAUAGCCAGUCUUGGUGGAGUCCGUUAUGCCAUUUACGCUGAUCUACUAUUUCUCGGAAUAGCUUGGGCAGAAGAGUCCAAAAGUGGCGCAGGUGAGAGAAUCAUAGUUAUGAAAGUUAGUGGAAUGGUGGUAUACAAUCAGAUUUGGGUGGCUUGA